Aethina tumida (small hive beetle) is the source of this 1122-nucleotide messenger RNA. RefSeq lists its product as uncharacterized. The coding region runs from base 710 to 1108 and encodes 132 amino acids. The record is from RefSeq and is a predicted model, not a curated record. NCBI's taxonomy places the organism in Eukaryota, Metazoa, Arthropoda, Insecta, Coleoptera, Nitidulidae. The transcript has 4 exons.
CCUUGACAAGUGCUUUCGGUAUAAUUUCAGAUUCAAUAUGGUUUGAAAUAUGAGCCCCCUUAAGUGCGGAUGGUGUGAAGUAUUAGUAUAAUAUUUUCGGACGUUGCAAUUUCGAUGGGGAAACUCAAUUGACUACCCCAAAAAAUCCACCCUCGAAGUCGGACAAAAUACUUGCGGCAUCUUUAUGGAAUGACGAAACAAUUUUCCAUAUAAAACAUCUCCUUUGAUGUCGCAGGGAAGCUCCACAAAAUACUAAAACCUGCCAGUAAUUGAUAUACGGAAAAACAACAUAAAUCCGUGAGAUAACAAAAAGGCGACAUUAAUUUUUAAAAUGCAUGAGAACCGUCACACGGGGCGACGGAACUGAAGGGGCGGUUAAGACUUAAUCCCAAAAAGAGCCACGCACUUUUACCGGAUGACAAUCUUGGAUCUCCCCCCGACCAAAGUAACUGCACCGGAUCUCUGUGAAUGGAGAGCGGAAUUGUGUCUUUGCGAAAGCAGAUUUUCGAUUUAUUGAAGUGAAUUGAGGGGGCAUUGUGCACAUAAAGUGUUGCAUUCUUUUUACACUUUGUCACACUUUGACUUUCUUAUCAAUGUGAAAUAAACCGACAGAAAAUUUUUAAAUAAAUGUUGAUAACAUUAUUGACGUUGUCAAAAUUGAUAAAUAUUAUACAGUUAAGAAAAUAUUAAAACUAUCAAUGAGAAAAUAAUGGAUACCGUUACUUUGGUCUUUGUGAUUUUGUUAAUUCUUCUACUGGUUGCCUGUGCUUUUGGACUUGGCACAUUCUUAAUUGAACGUCGUGUUAAAAAAGAACUGAUGGAGUUAGGAUUUGACCUUGAAAAAGUAAAUAGUGAUCAAGAAGAAAUUAAAAUGAGGAAACUCCGACCUAAGAAAACAAAAGAAUCAUUUGAUAAUAAUGAUGAUCAACGUGGUAGUUAUUAUAGUUUAUAUGAAAAGGUAGCAUCACCAACUUCUAAACUACCUAAAAAUCAACAUUCAGAAGGUGAUUAUGUUGACCCACUUAGUUUUUCACAUAUUUAUGAAGAUACCACUUCUUUAGAGGCCCCUCGUCAAGGAUUACAACGGAAUAUUAAAAAGAAAAAAUGAAAUAUAUAGAAUAA